Molecule: messenger RNA, 3357 nt
Organism: Larimichthys crocea (large yellow croaker)
Lineage: Eukaryota; Metazoa; Chordata; Actinopteri; Sciaenidae
Gene: trim23
Product: tripartite motif containing 23
Exons: 11
Coding region: 55-1803 (582 amino acids)
Molecular function (GO): GTPase activity; GTP binding; zinc ion binding
Source: RefSeq, a predicted model, not a curated record
UGGGAUUGUCCUCUCUGCGCCUGCGCAGUCCUCCUGUCGCCUCCCCCUCAGAGAAUGGCCGCCGCUGCAGCAGCAGGAAUAAACAAGCAGGGCGCCGUAGCGACGAUGGAGCCGUGUAUCCGCCACGGGAGAGGAGCUCACGGCGGGGCCACGGUCAAGGUACUGGAGUGUGGCGUGUGCGAGGAUGUCUUCUCCCUCCAAGGGGACAAGGUCCCCCGUCUGUUGCUCUGCGGUCACACGGUGUGCCACGACUGUCUGACCCGGUUGCCCCUCCAUGGCAGAGCGGUGCGAUGCCCCUUUGACAGACAGGUCACCGAGCUGGGGGAUUCUGGAGUUUGGGGUCUGAAGAAGAACUUUGCUCUUCUUGAACUCCUCGAGCGGCUCCAGAAUGGAGCCACAAAUCAGUCGGGGAUGGCGGAGGACGCCCUGAAGGGCAUGGGAGAAUGCAUCAUCCGCUGCGACGAGGACGAGAGCCACACGGCGUCCAUGUACUGCACCGUGUGCGCCACCCACCUGUGCGCCGAGUGCUCCCAGCUCACGCACUCCACCCGCACGCUGGCCAAACACCGUCGCGUGCCGCUGGCCGACAAGCCGCACGAGAAGACGCUGUGCCCGCAGCAUCAGGUCCACGCCAUCGAGUUCGUCUGCCUGGAGGAGGCCUGCCAGCCCGGGCCGCUCAUGUGCUGCGUGUGCAAGGAGUACGGCAAGCACCAGGGACAUAAGCACGCCGUCCUUGAGACUGAAGCCAACCAGAUCCGUGCGUCCAUUUUGGACAUGGCCCACUGCAUCCGCACCUUCACGGACGAAGUGUCCGAGUACUCGAGGAAGCUGGUGGGCAUUGUGCAGCAGAUAGAAGGCGGAGAGCAGAUCGUGGAGGACGGAGUCGGCAUGGCGCACACCGAACACGUCCCCGGCACAGCGGAGAGCGCACGCUCCUGCGUCCGAGCUUACUUCGCGGACCUCCACGAGACUCUGUGUCGGCAGGAGGAGAUGGCGCUGAGCGUGGUGGACGCCCACGUCAGAGAGAGGCUGAUGUGGCUGAGGCAGCAGCAGGAGGACAUGACCAUCCUGCUGUCUCAGGUGUCCACCGCCUGCCUGCACUGCGAGAAGACGCUUCAACAAGACGACUGCAGAGUCGUGCUGGCGAAGCAGGAGAUCAACUGUCUGCUGGAGACGCUUCAGAAGCAGCAGCACCAGUUCACGGAGCUGGCCGACCACAUCCAGCUGGACGCCGGCAUCCCCGUCACCUUCACGAAGGACAACCGGGUCCACAUCGGUCCAAAGAUGGAGAUCCGGGUCGUGACUCUCGGUCUGGACGGAGCCGGAAAAACCACCAUCCUCUUCAAGCUGAAACAAGACGAGUUCAUGCAGCCCAUCCCGACCAUCGGUUUCAACGUGGAGACAGUCGAGUAUAAGAACUUGAAAUUCACCAUCUGGGACGUGGGCGGGAAACACAAACUCAGACCGCUCUGGAAACACUAUUACCUGAACACCCAAGCGGUGGUGUUCGUGAUCGACAGCUGCCACAGAGACCGACUGAUGGAGGCUCACAGUGAACUCGCUAAACUACUGACGGAGAAGGAGCUGAGAGACGCCCUGCUGCUCAUCUUCGCAAACAAACAGGACGUUCCCGGCGUCGUGUCCGUGGAGGAGAUGACGGAGCUGCUGAGCCUCCACAAGCUGUGCUGCGGGAGGAGCUGGCACAUCCAGGGCUGCGACGCCCGCAGCGGGAUGGGCCUCCACGAGGGGCUGGAUUGGCUCUCCAGACAGCUGGUGGCUGCCGGCGUCCUGGACGUGGCCUAAACGUCGCCUCCUUCCCCUUCUUCUUCAUCAUCAUCAUCAUCAUCGCUCUUUUAACAACUAAACCCAGACCACCACCACCCCCCCAAAAAAAACACUAACUCCUGAGCCGAGUCUACGGCUUAAAGCCUCCUCCAUCUUUCCUUCUUUGCGUGCGAAGAAAACAAAGAUGUAAAUCUCUCGCUUCACUAAAGUCUGUCACACUCUCUCAGAAAUAAACUCAAAGACUACAAAUACUCCCAUCAUGCUUCAGUUCUAAGGCAGCUUAACACGGUCUAACACACUAUAAAAUGCUCCUCGCGCUCUGCCAGAUCUGUAUUUUCUAUCUUGCGUGACUCCUCGUAACCACAGCUAUACGUGACGUGUACGUAACUAAAUGCAGAGUCGUCUGUAACGUAAACUCCGGUCACGGUGCUGUUUUGGUCCGACUUGAAACCCCACCAGGAGCGUUUCAGAAGCCCGCCAAACUUUGUUUACCUGCUCAGAUUUGGUCAUUUUCCUGGUUUAUGUGCUUCUACGUGUCUAAAUAUGUUACGUAGCUACUUUGUUUCUCUCGUGUCUGUUUUUAUCACCGGCAGUUUGCACAAUUUUCGUGUUUUCUCUUGAAAAGUCGACCAGAUUCUCGAUGCUGUUCCUGCCUCUUGAAACCAGAAGCGCGUGCUUGUGUUUGGCCUCCUGUCAGCUCGAGGUGCUCGUCAAAAAUAGGACAGGCGCGUCGCGGAGGCCCGCUUCUGGUUACGCUUCGGGUGGUGGUUUAAAAACAUCGACUAGAACAGCGCACGCAACGUGGUGUGUCCGCGCCCGGUGGAUUUUGGGGGUAUUUUUGUCGACACGUUGGAUAAUUUAGCUGCAGAAACUCGACUUCCAGAGUGCGACAUUUCACGGCGGUCUUUAUUAAAUUAUGUUUUGUAUUUAAUGCCACAGCUGGUCUUGAAAUGGCGCCACCUGUAGAGUUUUCCGUUACAGAACAAACUUUCUGUUGUUGUUGUUGUUGUUUACUGAACUUUAUUUAUGAGCGGGGAGAGCGGACGUUACUUCGACACGAGGACGAGUCCUCCGUUACUUUAUUAUUUUUUGGUGAAGUGUUUCGCACGCAGAGUUCGUGUCAGGCCUUGUUCACGUUAACUAUCUGCUGUUUGUUGAGUCGACUCAAAUAUUAAUCCAAAAAAAAUAAUCUGUUGGAUCUGUCCGCAGGAGCAGGUACACCUUUUAAUCAGCAGCCUUCAGUGAUGUAAUGUGAAACUUAGUGAAGCAUUUAAAACCUAACACUGACACUUCUCGUCUUAUUAAAAAUAAAAAAAAACUUUGAUUUGAAUCUUUAUUCAUUGCUAUGUAAUGUUUACGACUUGUAUCUAUGUAUAAAAAUACAAAUAAAAUAAAAAAAAAACUGCACGUGUGAAACGCCUUCCCGGACGUCUGCGACGACAUUUCCAUGUUUUCUUUCAAACGUAGAAGCACAACGCGUGUCGAAACCUUUGUUACCAGUGGACUUGAUAAUGGCUUUUUGUAAAUUAUUCAUAAUGUGAUGCUGUAAAAUAAAAAAACUUAUUGACCUCA